Molecule: messenger RNA, 1125 nt
Organism: Epithele typhae
Lineage: Eukaryota; Fungi; Basidiomycota; Agaricomycetes; Polyporales; Epitheliaceae
Product: FAD/NAD-P-binding domain-containing protein
Exons: 10
Coding region: 1-1125 (374 amino acids)
Biological process (GO): secondary metabolite biosynthetic process
Molecular function (GO): monooxygenase activity
Source: RefSeq, a predicted model, not a curated record
AUGUCCAAGAUCAUCCGCCGCUGGGUGGACGAGGAGGAGCUGUUGAGGAUCUCCACGCGCUGUGUCGGCACACCCUUCCACCACCUGAAGGACGGCGAGUUCGUGGGCUACGUCCACUGGAAACCGGCCGUCAUGGCCGAGACCGGCGGAGACUUCCUCGUGACAUACCGGGGGGACCUCAUCCGCUUAUUGUACAAGACCGCGAAGGAGGCCGGCGCACAGAUCACCUUCGGCGCCGAGGUCGUCGUCACCUUGGCGAACGGCGACGUGCUCACCUGCGAUAUCCUCAUCGGCGCGGACGGCGUCCGGAGUAGGGUGCGGGAGGUCGUUCUCGAAGAUGAUGACGAUUGUCUCGAGCCCGCGGGGAUGACUCUUUACACUGGUAUCGUCGACGCUGAGGACAUGCUCAAGGACGACGAUCUCCGGCCGUUUGUGCUGUCGGACGAGUGGCCGAUCUGGAUGGGUGAACAUCGAAGUCUCGCCGGCCACCCGAUGGUGAUGCGGGAAAACAAGUUCUACUUCCACUUCUAUUCCCAUCAGCACGACACGAUCCCCAAGGCACCUCGGCCCAUACAUCCAGCGGUUGAUCAACUUGCGCCCGAACUCGUCCGCACCACCUCCAUGCGACACGACGACAUUGACGACUGGAUCGAUGCGACCGGCGCAUCGCCCUCCUCGGCGACGCGGCACACCCAUCAAUGGUGCCCCGGCGGCUCGCACGCGUGCUCGAUGGCGGUGGAGGACGCGACGGUGCUCGGCUCGCUCUUCUCGCGCAUCACGCUCCUGGACGAGAUCCCGACGCUGCUCUCCGCGUACCACGAGCUGCGCGAGCGGCGGGCCGCGUUCGGCGCCGCCGCGGACUGGUCGAACGCGCGGAUGCUGGUGUGGCCGGAGGGCCCCGCGGCGGCGGCGCGGGACGAGGACAUGCGGCGGCGCAAGGACGAGUGGGACGAGGGCACGGUCAAGAAGGAGUUCGAGGAGAUCGCGGAGCUCUUCCUCUACGACGCCUACGACGCCGCGGAGGAGUGGUGGCUCAACUGGGGCCGCUUCUCCGAGAGCGCGCGCGCGCGCCCCGCGCUCUCGUUCGACUUCUUCGCCGUCAGCACCGUCCAGUGCGAGUCGUGA